This is a messenger RNA of Rhododendron vialii, 2529 nucleotides long. Its product is annotated as cationic amino acid transporter 2, vacuolar-like. NCBI's taxonomy places the organism in Eukaryota, Viridiplantae, Streptophyta, Magnoliopsida, Ericales, Ericaceae. Gene Ontology annotation, cellular component: membrane. Gene Ontology annotation, biological process: transmembrane transport; amino acid transport. Gene Ontology annotation, molecular function: amino acid transmembrane transporter activity. The record is from RefSeq and is a predicted model, not a curated record. The transcript is spliced from 14 exons. The coding region runs from base 316 to 2130 and encodes 604 amino acids.
CGACAAGGAUUCAGUUUUCCGGGCAGAGCGGGCAACCCUUCUGCAAAAUGCCAUUUCCCACGUUUCCACUCUCUUUCCCACAAUCACGGGCACAUUCAAACAGGUUUUCUUGGCUCUCUUUGAUGGAAUGCAAUAACAUAAAAAAUGAAAAAGAUUUCUCUGGUUUCCUUUGUCCACUUCCUUCUUCUCAAAAUAUCCUUUUGGGUACGUUAGGAACAGAUCAAUUCACAAGCACAGAGCUUUUGGUUCUGGGUAUGAAUAAAUCCCGAUGACUGGAAAAAGGUAAAAGGAAUAUUAGAGGUCAUUUUUGUUGAAAUGGCAAAGGAGGGUUUGUGGGGAUUUGGGUGUUUGAUGAGAAGAAAGAGGGUUGAUUCAGCUGGUACAAGGUGUGGAGGUCAGCAAUUGGCAAAGAGACUGUCUGCUGUUGAUCUUGUUGCAAUUGGAGUUGGAUCGACCAUAGGAGCUGGAGUCUAUAUAUUGGUAGGGACAGUUGCUAGACAGCAGACAGGCCCUGGUCUCGUUAUCUCGUUCCUAAUAGGUGGAAUUGCAGCUGCACUUUCUGCAUUUUGUUAUGCGGAGCUCGCAUGUCGUUGUCCUUCUGCUGGGAGUGCCUAUCAUUACACUUACAUAUGUGUUGGAGAAGGUGUAGCUUGGUUGAUUGGUUGGGCUCUGAUACUUGAAUAUACACUUGGUAGCGCAGCUGUUGCUCGAGGCGUAUCCCCAAAUUUGGUUUUAUUUUUUGGAGGUGCGGAUAAGUUGCCCACUAUUGUAGCUCGGCACACCAUCUACGGGGUUGUGGUUGAUCCAUGCGCAGCAAUUUUAGUUUGCGUAGUAGCAUUGCUUCUGUGCCUAGGGAUCAAGGAGAGUUCAAUGGUGCAAACAAUUGUCACGACUGUAAACGUUGCAGUCAUGGUCUUUAUCGUAAUAGCUGGACUUUAUGUUGGUUUCAUGACUGGAUGGGUUGGAUAUGAGCUUCCCAAUGGGUAUUUUCCAUUUGGAGUAAAUGGAGUAUUUGCUGGGUCUGCAACACUCUUCUAUUCAUAUGUUGGUUUUGAUUCAGUUACCAGCACAGCCGAGGAGGUCAAGAAUCCUCAGCGGGAUUUGCCAAUCGGUAUAGGGAUUGCAUUGUCUUUAUGUUGCAUCUUGUAUAUGCUUGUCUCUGCUGUUAUUGUUGGCCUUGUUCCGUACUAUGCACUUGAUCCCGACACUCCUAUCUCCUCGGCUUUUGCUCACUAUGGGAUGGAAUGGGCAGCAUAUGUGAUUACAAUUGGAGCACUUACUGCCCUUUGCUCAGGUUUGAUUGGUGGGAUACUUCCUCAGCCACGAAUCCUAAUGGCUAUGGCUAGAGAUGGAUUGUUGCCAUCGUUCUUUUCAGAUAUCAAUAAACACACAAAAGUUCCUGUGAAAAGCACAGUGGUGACUGGCAUCGCUGCUGCAGCCCUGGCUUUUUUAUUGGAUAUUGACCAAUUAGCUGGGAUGGUUAGUGUGGGCACGUUGCUAGCAUUUACCACUGUUGCAGUUUCGAUUUUGAUACUGAGAUAUGUUCCGCCAGAGGAGGUUCCGUUUCCAUCAUCACUUCAGGAUUCAAUUCACUUCGAGUCAAUAUCUUGUAGUAGCAGCAUCCAUGGGACUGAGGGAGAAAAGAAUAAGGAUUCUGUUGGCUCUUGCAAGCAUUUACUUGAUAAUGAGGGGAGCUUAGUUGGACAUCCUCUUAUAGAAAAAGCAGCUCAUGCUGAGCAUAAUGAGUUAAGGAGAAGGAAAAUUGCUUCUUGGGGUAUAGCCAGCGUAUGUAUCGGGGCUCUUCUCCUUGCAUCUGCUGCUUCAGCCAAAGACCUUCCUGGCAUUCCUCGCUUCAUUUUAUGCGGAGUGGGUGGUGUUUUUCUGUCCUGCGGCUUGAUUGGGCUCACUUCUAUAGAUCAAGAUGAUGCAUGGCACAAUUUUGGACACCCGGGAGGUUUCACUUGUCCACUUGUGCCACUCUUACCUGUCUGCUGCAUCCUCAUAAACACCUACUUGCUGAUAAAUCUUGGAAGUGGCACUUGGAUGCGGGCUUCAAUAUGGCUGGUAGCUGGAGCUUUGAUAUAUCUAUUCUACGGCCGGUCUCACAGCUCAUUGCUAGGCACAAUUUAAGUGCCAGCUGCCGAUGCUGAUGGAUUGUUGUGUCCUUAAGGGUCUCUUGUCCAUAUAGUUGGCAAAUUUUUUCUUCAUUUUUUUUUUGUAAUGUUUAAGAGGAUAUUCACCGUGUGUAUGAGUGUUAGUGAGCUGAAAGUGAUGAGUAAUUCUGGUUAUUUGGGGUCUUCCCAAGUUGUAUGAAAAUGUAAAUAGCUUACAGCCUGUUUGUUGGCUUUUGCCCGGAUAUAGAAAUCCGGGUGAGGUUAUAUCCGGUGUUUGUUUACUUAUUAUAUCAUCCCCUUGUCCCCUCCAAAACAUAUUCCUCUGCCAAACAGGCCGUUAAUGUGUAAUUUACCGAGGAUUGGUCUCUUUGCAAGCAUUUAAUAAAAGCUUUAAUUAUUGGGAUUGUGUUGGUAA